This is a messenger RNA of Meriones unguiculatus (Mongolian gerbil), 1342 nucleotides long. It is a transcript of the gene Mrps31, whose product is annotated as mitochondrial ribosomal protein S31. Gene Ontology annotation, molecular function: structural constituent of ribosome. The coding region runs from base 112 to 1272 and encodes 386 amino acids. Lineage: Eukaryota; Metazoa; Chordata; Mammalia; Rodentia; Muridae. The transcript is spliced from 7 exons. The record is from RefSeq and is a predicted model, not a curated record. Gene Ontology annotation, cellular component: mitochondrial small ribosomal subunit.
GCGGAAGACAUCUCAGGGGACAUAGUUGGCGAAGUGACGUGCUAUUUCGGUUGUGCGCUUGUUUGACUUUGUGUUUCCGGUUGUGCUUUCGCUUGAGAUUCGUUUUACGCGAUGUUCCAUAGAAUCCCGGCGUUUAUACGUCCUCGUCCUCUCUCAGGCAUUCCUUGGUCCUCAGGAAACUGGGAGGUCCCGGUGGCUGUGAGUGAGCUACCCGCGGUUCGGUCUGGAACUGUCAGGACAAAAAAUAAUAUCCAGAGACAUUUUGGCACUGGCAGCUCCAUCUAUAGCAAGAAAGAUAACCAGUCUGUUCCAGCCAAUGAAAUUUCCCAGAAGGCAGAAGACAAUCAAGACAAGGGAAAGGAGACUUCGAAAAAAACUCUGCUGGAUAUUAUUAAGGACAUGAAAGUUGAAGUGAACACAGUAAAUGUACAAACAACAAAGCCACGUGGCAGGAAACCUUCUGCCAGUCUGGAGGCUACAGUUGACGGGCUUCAAAGAACUCCAGAAGAUCCUCCAAAGAAGAGAGAAGAGUUCCUGAGUCCUGAGUUGGUGGCAGCGGCAUCUGCUGUUGCGGAUUCUCUCCCUUUUGACAAGAAGACCACCAAGUCUGAGCUGCUUAAGCAGCUUCAGCAACACGAGGAGGAGAUAAGGGCCCAGAAAGAUAAAGAGAAGCGCAGAAUUAGUUUCAGUCACAUAAUAUCAGAUAUGAAAAUUGCCAAACCCACUUCUGUGAGAGGUCGUACAAAACCACGGGACCAGAUUCAGUUUGAUGAAGGAAUAGACGAUUCUUUUGACCAGGAGAAGCUAACUAACUUCAGGCAAAGGAGAAAUUUAUUCGAGGGGAAAAGACUUUCAAUUUUUGACGUGGAGGCAAUGGCUGAUGAAGUAGCAGAACCAGAAGCAUCACUUUCUCUCUGGGAGAUAGAGUUUGCUAAGCAACUAGCCACACUGAAUGAACAGCCCUUUGGGAAUGCAUUUGAGGAGAUGAUACAGUGGACGAAAGAGGGGAAGCUGUGGGAGUUCCCCAUUAACAAUGAAGCAGGUUUUGAUGAUGACGGUGCAGAAUUCCAUGAUCAUAUAUUUUUGGAUAAGUACCUGGAGGGUUUCCCCAAGCAAGGACCAAUUCGCAACUUCAUGGAGCUGGUGACCUGUGGCCUUUCGAAAAACCCCUAUCUGAGUGUUAAGCAGAAAGUCGAGCAUAUAGAAUGGUUUAGAAAUUAUUUUAAUGAAAAAAGGAAUAUUCUCAAAGAAAAUAACAUAGCACUCACUUAAUGUCAUGAAAAUUCUUUAUUUAAGCUGUUGAAGAUGUAUAUUAUAGCCAAAUAAAAUUUUAUUAAAUUUU